Molecule: messenger RNA, 879 nt
Organism: Camellia sinensis
Lineage: Eukaryota; Viridiplantae; Streptophyta; Magnoliopsida; Ericales; Theaceae
Source: RefSeq, a predicted model, not a curated record
AUGGCUUCGACACGUACUUCUUCGCGUACCCAAUCGAGAAGCAAAGGCAUUAUCACUGACAAGUCAAGUAGUCUUGAAGAGACACAUAAUCAGUUCAACCACAAGGCCUCAUGGGACAGUGACCCAAUUCGAGUUUUCCUACAGUUGAUUGCAAAUGAGAUUACUAAAGGAAAUCGCCCAUUCCUAGUCCUUAGCCAUGCAGGGUACAAGUCCUUGGCACCUGAGGAGUGGUGGAACAAGAUUGAAUCGAUAAACAAGAUGUGUGCCAAGUUCAGGAAAAAAAACUUGGAACAUCGUGAGUUGAUGGAAACAGCCUUCAUGGGGGCAUCAGCUACUGGUAAGCACCAUUGGACCCCGGGAGAGAAACUUGUUGAAGCUGCUGACGACUCAUCUGAUUCAGUGCACAGUUUUGGAGCCCAACCAUUUGUUGAUUCGAUACCCGCAGGAGUACAGGACGUGGAUUUAGAUUCUUCACUGGAGCAUGUUCCGAUUGAAAAAGGGAAAAGGAGAAAGGCGCCAUCAAGUAGUGUUUCAAAGUCCAAGAAGGCAACAAGUGGAGCAUCAGUUAUUACGGAAAGCAUGAACAAUCUGACAGAUGUGGUGCGCACGAAGAAUCAGCAGGUUACGGUGAGGCACCUCACAGGCAACGAAUCGUUGUAUACUAUUUCGGAGUGCAUGCAUCGCCUAACGAGUAUUCCAUCCCUGGUUGGUACGCCGUUAUUCCACUUCGCCUCGACACUUAUGGAUAAUGCUGAUUUGCGGGGGGUGAUGAUGUGCCAGCCUGAUGACGACUCCAUCGUAGGGUGGCAUACACAAAAGCAGCUCCAGUGUACUGUGUCAGCGCCUUUUACAAACCUGUUUGGGGCUCACCAGAUGUGA